AUGGGCCGUCUUUCCAGAACGUACACAUGCCCUGGACCCCGACAGGGACCCGAAGACCCCGACAGGGACCUGAGGAGCCCGACAGGGACCCGAGGAGCCCGACAGGGACCCGAAGACCCCGACAGGGACCCGAGGAACCCGACAGGGACCAAAAGACCCCGACAGGGACCCAAAGACCCCGACAGGGACCCGAAGACCCCGACAGGGACCCGAGGAACCCGACAGGGACCAAAAGACCCCGACAGGGACCCAAAGACCCCGACAGGGACCCGAAGACCCCGACAGGGACCCGAGGAACCCGACAGGGACCAAAAGACCCCGACAGGGACUCGAAGACCCCGACAGGGACCCGAGGACCCCGACAGGGACGUUAAAGAUCACAAAUACACCCAGAGACCAGGUUUAGUCCUGCUUUAG
This is a messenger RNA of Knipowitschia caucasica, 417 nucleotides long. The record is from the annotation of a GenBank genome assembly. Lineage: Eukaryota; Metazoa; Chordata; Actinopteri; Gobiiformes; Gobiidae.